ACCUCCCAAAGUUUGACAGUGGCCAAGAACAAAUUAAAAUGUCAGAAGUCCAGGAAUGUAUUUCACAUAACUAGCCACAAAAACUCCAAGGCUAAAAACAAGGCAAAACCAGGUAUUACUCAUCUUAAGAUGAUAAAUGUUAUGAAGGAUGAAAAAGUUAACAGAAUGAACAAGACUUUUGUAAAUAUACAGAAGGAACUUGUAAACUUCUCAAAAAGUCUUUCUCUUAAGUCUAAGCAGAAGGAGCCGUGGCCUCAUGAAAGAGAACCAGCUAAUGUUGAUAAAGCAGCAAGACUGAUUGUAACAAAUGCACUUUUUGCAUUGCAGGGCAGCAUUUCGUGGGAAAACGAUGCCUACCACGGGGAAAGACAUACCAGGACGUUCUGA
Molecule: messenger RNA, 387 nt
Organism: Alexandromys fortis (reed vole)
Lineage: Eukaryota; Metazoa; Chordata; Mammalia; Rodentia; Cricetidae
Product: ribosomal biogenesis factor-like
Exons: 1
Biological process (GO): ribosome biogenesis
Cellular component (GO): nucleolus
Source: RefSeq, a predicted model, not a curated record